Messenger RNA from Helianthus annuus (common sunflower), 2299 nucleotides. Its product is annotated as protein tesmin/TSO1-like CXC 5. NCBI's taxonomy places the organism in Eukaryota, Viridiplantae, Streptophyta, Magnoliopsida, Asterales, Asteraceae. Bases 329 to 2026 code for a protein of 565 amino acids. Gene Ontology annotation, biological process: regulation of DNA-templated transcription. Gene Ontology annotation, cellular component: nucleus. The record is from RefSeq and is a predicted model, not a curated record. The transcript has 8 exons.
AAAAGCUCAAGAGAGGGAGGAACAACAACAAAGCCCCUCUCUCUCUCUCUCUAUUUUGCUUCUCUGUUCCCCCUUUUCGAUUCUUCAUCAAAAUCAAUCGAUUCUUCAUCUAUUCACACACGUCUUCGAAUGCUGUCACGACACCCAGCGGAUCCACGGUGCGUUUGUUCAAGAUUUAGCCGAAUCUGUUCACAAAUUGGAGUUGCGAAUCACUGAAUCUGAGCUGCUGGAGUUGAGGAAUAGACCGAUUUGAUGAUUGUCCAUGUGGGUUUUGAUUUUUGAUCCGAAUAGUGGCUGAAUUGGGGAAUUUGAAAUAGGGUAGGUUAGAAUGGAGAAGAGUGAAGGGGGUGGGGGUGGGGGUUUGAAUUUACCUCCGACGGAUAUCCCGGCGGCUAAGAAGCUCGCGCGCCAGCUGGAUUUUAAUAGUGUUGGUGCUACCGUGACUAGUGGUGUUUUGCAGGGACCGGCGAUGCAACAGCCACAUCCAAUACCGAUUAUGACAUCGAUGCAGCAGUCUCAUGUUAUGACCACUCUUCAGCAACCACCUUUAAGGCCUGUGAAAAUCGAGUCCCCAAAAGCACGGCCAAGACAAAAUGCGGAAAUAAAGGAUGGUACUCCAAAGAAGCAAAAGCAAUGCAACUGCAAACACUCUCGAUGCUUGAAGCUAUAUUGUGAAUGUUUUGCAUCCGGAAUAUACUGUGAUGGUUGCAACUGUGUUAACUGUCAUAACAAUGUGGAAAAUGAGCCUGCUAGGAAAGAGGCUGUUGAAACUACCUUGGAUCGCAAUCCAAAUGCAUUUAGGCCUAAAAUUGCUAGCAGCCCACAUGGAAAUCGUGAUAAUAGAGAAGAGGCUGGGGAAGUUGUUGUAUUGGGAAAGCAUAACAAAGGAUGCCAUUGCAAAAAAUCCGGAUGCUUAAAGAAAUACUGCGAGUGUUUUCAAGCCAACAUUUUGUGCUCAGAGAAUUGCAAAUGCAUGGAUUGCAAGAAUUUCGAAGGAAGUGAAGAACGACAAGCCCUUUUUCACGGAGAUUCAGUCAAUAAUAUUGCAUAUCUUCAGCAAGCAGCAAAUGCCGCCAUCACCGGUGCGAUUGGGACCUCCGGUUACGGUUCUCCACCAGUCUCCAGGAAGAGAAAAGCCCAAGAACUAUUCUUCGGUGCGCCUUUAGAAAAAGAUUCAUCCAAUCACAGGCUUGCAUCAUUUCAACAGGCGAAUCAUAUCAAAACGUCUGCCCCUUCUACUUCCUCGUCUUCUAUUCCCGGCCCACGUGUUGCUAAUGCCGCACCAGUAGGUCCUUCAAAAUUUACAUACAGGUCUCUUUUAGCAGAUCUCAUCAGACCAGAAGAUAUGAAGGAGCUUUGUUCUGUUUUGGUUGUAUAUGCAAAUGAAGCUGCCAGGAUGAUUGCAGAUGACCAGAGAGAAAACAGUGAAGCAGUCAAGGAUCAAAUGCAGGACCAGAAAGAAGCCGACGACUUGGAGAAAGUGGUGCGAGAUGGUGGGGCCCAGAUUGAUAAAACUAGCCCGAAUGAGUCUACUACUACUUCAGAUGGUUCAAAAGGGCGGCCCAUGUCUCCAGGAACGCUAGCCUUGAUGUGUGAUGAACAAGAUACAGUAUUCACCUCUUCAACUUCUAAUGGGCCCAAUCCUACAGAUGCGCCUUCUCAGUUGCCAACUGGUCAAGUAGUGACUGAAACCUAUGCUGCACAGGAGAAGAUUGUCUUAACAGCCUUUCGGGAUUGCCUUAACAAGCUCAUCACUUUAGGAGAGUUAAAAGAAACACAAUGCUCUUCCUUGGCCAGAAGCGAUUCAGGAAGUCAAAGUCACAUGGAAGUCGUUGAAAGCAACGCCACCGCGGCACACACAAUUCAAAGUCAACCCUUCAGCAAUGGCUUUCCAAGGUCAACAAUCCUGCCACCUCAAGCCGGUAAUGUGGCAGUGGGGUCAUCUGAAGAUAACAGUUCACUUUCGAAAAUCCCGUUUCGUUUUGAAAACAAAGAAAUAAAAUUAAAUUUUGAAUUAAAGAGAUAGAAACAUGAUUAGCAUGAGUAAGUGUGAUCAUCAAAUUAUGGUAGUAGCUGCAGCCUGCAUCUUAUGUAAUUAAGCCAUUCUUUGUUUAUGGCUUUUCUUUGAUGCAGAGUUGGAAAUUACACUUUUGCCCCUCCCUAUUGUUAGAAAGCUAACAUGAAUAUUGUUUAUUUUUCUAAUUUAACAUAAUUUUUUUCUUUUUAUUUUUCAGCGUUAAGAUGGGGUUUGUCAUAGACAGUAGUGAUCAGUGAAGGUGUAAUGUAAUAUUUUCCUGUG